AUGCCAGCUGUCACCCGGGAGAAGGAGGACUCUGAAUCCUCCACAGUGGAUGAGCAUGAAGAUCUUCCCUGCAUUGCCUGGAGCGGUGCCAGCAAGACAAUUCCCAUUCUCCUGUUCUUCCCUGAAGCUAUUGUUUCUAAAGAUGACAGAAUUUGCUCUGUUGGAGACCGCUACAAGAUGGCCUUCAAGAUUGUACGCACAGAGAGCCGCCUUGUCCGAGGAUUACUCGCUAAUCAUGGAUUCCAUGAGGUGCACCCCAAUAGUAAUGACUUUAACCUCAUGUGGACUGGAUCUCACCUUAAGCCUUACAUCCUUCGCAGCCUCCAGGACUUCCAGAAGGUCAACCACUUUCCAAGGUCGUAUGAGCUGACUCGUAAAGAUCGUCUUUAUAAAAAUAUCCAGCGGAUGCAGCAGGCGCACGGCUUCAAAAACUUCCAUAUCGUUCCUCAAACCUUUGUGCUUCCAUCUGAGUAUCAAGAGUUCUGCGACUGUUUUGCAAAGGACAAAGGCCCAUGGAUUAUCAAACCUGUAGCAUCCUCAAGAGGACGAGGCAUUUAUCUCGUCAGCAAUCCAAACCAAAUUUCAAUGGACGAAAACAUCUUGGUCUCCCGUUAUAUACACAAUCCAUUACUUAUAGACGAUUUUAAGUUUGACAUGCGCCUAUACGUACUUGUGACUUCAUAUGAUCCACUGCUGAUAUAUGUUUAUGAGGAAGGCUUGGCAAGAUUUGCCACUGUGAAGUAUGACCGCACAUCAAAACACAUCAAGAACAACUUCAUGCAUCUCACAAACUACAGCGUGAACAAAAAGAGCAGCGAUUAUGUCAGUUGUGACGACCCUGAAGUGGAGGAUUACGGCAACAAGUGGAGUUUGAGUGCGGUGCUGCGCUAUUUGAAGCAAGGAGGGAAGGACACAUCCUUGUUAAUGCGGCAGGUGGAGGACCUCAUUAUCAAGGCCUUGUUGAGCGCUGAGCCCCAGAUCUCUGCUGCCUGCAAGAUGUUUGUUCCCUACAAGACAAACUGCUUUGAACUGUAUGGCUUUGAUGUCCUCAUCGAUACCAAACUCAAACCUUGGUUAUUGGAAGUCAACCUUUCCCCUUCACUCGCAUGUGAUGCGCCUCUGGAUCUGAAGAUAAAGGCCAGCAUGAUUGCAGACAUGUUUUCACUUGUGGGCUUAGUGUGCCAGGACCCCCUGUCCAGACUGCCGCGGAGUGAGCGGGCCGCACAGGAUCCCAGCCAGAAGCACCCUCCUCUUCGGGCAGAGCGGCAGCAGAAUUUGUUGUCCAGUAACUCAGAAUCAGAGGGUUUAAAAGGCCAAGGAGACAGCACUCUGUGUCUUACAGCUGAAGAGGUUAAGGUGCUGAGGAGAAUAAAGGAGGAAUUUGACAGACGUGGCGGCUUCAUUAGAAUCUUCCCCACUUCUGAAACAUGGGGUCUCUAUUGUGGGUAUCUAGAGUCCAAGACAUCAUUGAACUCCAUGGUGGCACAAAGACUUUUCCAUGGAAGGACGGAGCAGCUGCAGGUGCAUGUGUUGUGUGGCGCUCAUGUGGAGCAGUACGAGAGGAAGCUUCAGUCUCUGGAGGCUCGUAAGAGACACCUGCAUCGCCGCUCUCAUGGCUCGGCCAAGAGGAAAUCUGGGAAGGAAUCCAAGGCUUUUCCAACUGAAGGCAGCAGUCGCAAGGGAGACGAGGUGAAUGGGCAGUGUGAGCCAAGUGCACACAUGGUGGGAGGCUGCAGGGGUCAGGUGGUCACAGCGUUGCCAUUGGACGCUCUCCACAGUCGAGUUGAGUCCAGUUCAGAGACAUCAGCGCUGGACAACAGGCCCAGAGUCAACCUGCUUCACAUCCUUCAGCUGGGCUUUGACCUGAGUAAAGUGCAAGCCCGACUGGCUUUUUCUUCCUACCUAAAUCGAGUCCAGCAAAGACUUUUGGCUGAGAGCAGAGCCAACACCAUUCCAGCUUGGCCAGACAAGGACAAUGACCAAAUGGAUCUGGUGAUGCGAUUUCUAAAGAGAGCUGCCGGUAACCUUCAGCAGGACAUGAAGGUCAGUUUGCCCAGUUUCCAGCUCCCACUUCAGGACCGCAGACGUAUCCUGUCCCAGCAGCUUGGGGAAUUCAUUCACCAUUACGACAAGGAAACUGAUUAUAUGGGAGCAAAACAAGAAAGGACAGAAAAGCGCUGUGUCGACCACAUUGUAUUUCAGGAGUAUCUUAGUGUAGCAAGUGAAAGUGAUCUGGAGGAGGUGUUGACAUACUACACGCAAAAAAAUAAAUCUGCAACCCUCUUCCUUGGAUCAAAACUCUGCAGCUUAAACAAAGUGCCUACAGACAUUGCUUUAGGAGAGCCAGGCAGCUGUGGAGAUUCUAAUAUUCAGCUUUUGGCCAAAGACGAUUCCAGCACCUCAGAGUCCUCGCUCUCCACAGGAAAAGUCAGCGGUGACCCAGACAGCAAGGUUUCUGAAAAUCAGCUUUCAGAUCAACGCGCGGCAGCCAAAAGUGGGAGUCAGACUCAGCCAGACGUCCAGGCUUCCCAGCACUGCUCCAACUUUCCCGCGAGCUUAGACUAUACCUACACCCACCCAUCUAUGCCUCUGCACUGCCCGCCUCCCCCUCCACCCCAGCAGCCUCCAUCUUACUCCCAGUCGCUGUCCAGGUUCAAGUUCUGCCAAGCGGACACCCACCCUCCGGAAUACUCCUCCACGCCAGCACUCACGCAGCCACGAGUUAGAACGGCUGGUCCUAACACGGCUACUUCUCGUGCAAGACCGUCAUCUCAGGCUCAGGGGCACAGGAGGGUGGUCUCGUUCACCCCUCCAAAGCCCGCCAUCCCCAGUGCCACUCACAUCUACAGCCAGAAGCUCUCCAGACCUACCUCCGCGGGCCACACGACGUGGCGGAGCAGUUCCAACAAGCUGAAGACAAACUCUGUGAGCACUUUUAAGGAUCUGAACGCCCUCUCAGCCCAGGCCCAGUCCAACCAGCAGGCCUUCAUCGCUGCGCUGCAGAGACUGGCCGACAAGCAGGUGGUGUGUCAGUACGCCAGCUCCAACCACAUCAACCUGCUGACACAACACCUGAGCAAUAUCAACCUGACCAGCAACGUUCUGAGUAAAGGCAGCUUGACGUUAACUCCCAAAGCCUGGCAGACAGACCCUGCAGCUCCAAGCCCACCCCCCGCGAGGGCCCUCCACUCCGGGCCAGAAGUCAGCACCAACAAGAGACCCCUGAAGGAUGCGGAGGACGUGUGGGCCUCUCCGUUCCAUAAGGCCUACAGCGUGGUGACAGGGGUAAACCCGCUCCUAGACUACCGGCCCACACAGGGCAGCUACCAGCUCCAGUACGCCAUCCAGCAACUGCAGCAACAGAGACUCCAGUCCCAGCAGCUGCAGCAGAGCCACUGUCUGCCACAGGAUCAGCCUUCAAACCAGUCAAGUGUCCAGACCUCAACCAAAUCCUCCAGCUGUCCUCCUGCCAAUCUGCAUCUUCUCUCCAACCCCAGUGCUAUGAGCCUCCAGACGAAUGCAAGUCCUGUCCACAUCCCCAAGCCUCCCAGCAGCGGCCGACCAGAGGCGCUGGGCAGGAAAACCACCACAAAGCGCCUCGCCAAUCCUGACUCUGGGAACCAGCAGGAGGCCAGUUCCUGUGCUCCUCAGAGUCCCAGCAGGAGGCCAGUCCCUGUGCUCCUCAGAGUCCCAGCAGGAGGCCUGUCGCACUCAGGCACUGCGGGCUACCUGCAGUGCAGAGCAGGGCGGAACAUCCGCAACGCUUGCCUAGAUUUCUGCAAGCCGUGUGAAAUGUUCAGCUGGGUAGUAUAUUAUCUGUACACAGUGCAAGCUCAGAUCCGGCUGCUGCAGCCCAAGUGCUGCCUUCAGCUGACAGAGUAA
Molecule: messenger RNA, 3882 nt
Organism: Knipowitschia caucasica
Lineage: Eukaryota; Metazoa; Chordata; Actinopteri; Gobiiformes; Gobiidae
Source: the annotation of a GenBank genome assembly